AAAAGUAUAUCAUCGUGGGAUUAUGAAGUAGCGAAAAGUUAGGGUUCCUUCUAUUACAACAUUUCCCCUCCACCUUCAGAGAAGAUGCCUAGAUAUGAUGACCACUAUGGUGCAACACGUGUUUAUGUUGGCCGCUUGUCAUCACGAACAAGGUCCCGCGAUUUGGAGGAUAUUUUCAACAGAUAUGGAAGAGUACGCGACGUGGAUAUGAAGUAUGACUAUGCCUUUAUUGAAUUUAGUGAUCCUCGGGAUGCGGAUGAUGCAGUAUAUGGUUUAAAUGGUCGGGAUAUAGAUGGAAGUCGCAUCAUUGUUGAAAUUGCUAAGGGGGGACCACGUAGUUCAGGCGGGGGAUCUCGUGAUUUGGGCAGGGGUCCUCAACCAGGUACUGGGCGCUGCUUUAAUUGUGGUCUUGAUGGGCACUGGGCUCGAGACUGCAAGGCUGGGGAUUGGAAGAACAAGUGUUACCGCUGUGGGGAUCGUGGCCAUGUUGAAAGAAAUUGCAAAAACAGUCCCAAGAAACUAAAGCGUGGGAGGAGUUAUUCCCGAUCCCCUCCUCGACGUGGGAGAAACCGAAGCCCAAGUUUAAGCAGAAGCCGUAGCUACAGCCGAUCCAGAUCACCAGCUCCAAAGAGAGAGCGAAGUGUUGAUAAGAAGAUGGAGAGAAGAAGAUCAAGGAGCCGGAGUUAUAGCAGGAGUCCUUCUCCUCCGAAGAGGAGCAAGGCAUCAUCGCCAUCACCACCAUCCAACGGUGGAAGGAAACGUAGUCCAACACCUGAAGGAAGAAGAAGCCAAUCACCUAUGAGGAGGAAGGACCGCCUUGAGAAGGAAAAUGGGUCGGGAGAUCACAGCAGAAGCCCAAGUCCAGUAGGCCGAAAGAGCCCAAGUCUAAGUCCAAGAGGGGAAAGGAGCCCAAGUCCAUAUGAAGAGAAUGGGCAUAGCCGAAGUCAUAGCCCUAUGGCUAGAAAUGAUAAAAGCCCACCUGUUUAUGAGGAUGAUGAAAACCGCGAUUCACCAAGGGGAUGAACCUAUUAAAAAAAGACAGCUGUGUUGGGAAUCUUUUUUUUCUUGUUUAUGCAGGAUUUGGGUUGUUUUGUAAGCAGCCAGCGGCGUAGAUGAUGAAUGGAUGGUAUGCAAAAUUCUUGAUAUAGUUUAUGUUUGAACUGUUUUUGACUUUGGUAUUUGGUACACUACUGAACUUCGUUUAUUGUUGAACAAAUUCACUUUCUCAACUACUCUAAUAUCGGAUUUUAUUAUAAAGUGAUUGAUGCCUAGGCCUGUUAAGUAACA
Messenger RNA from Impatiens glandulifera, 1287 nucleotides. RefSeq names its product serine/arginine-rich splicing factor RS2Z33-like. The transcript has 7 exons. Bases 85 to 1023 code for a protein of 312 amino acids. The record is from RefSeq and is a predicted model, not a curated record. Gene Ontology annotation, molecular function: mRNA binding; zinc ion binding. Gene Ontology annotation, biological process: mRNA splicing, via spliceosome. NCBI's taxonomy places the organism in Eukaryota, Viridiplantae, Streptophyta, Magnoliopsida, Ericales, Balsaminaceae. Gene Ontology annotation, cellular component: nuclear speck.